This is a messenger RNA of Aedes aegypti (yellow fever mosquito), 1213 nucleotides long. Its product is annotated as protein RTF2 homolog. NCBI's taxonomy places the organism in Eukaryota, Metazoa, Arthropoda, Insecta, Diptera, Culicidae. Gene Ontology annotation, biological process: mitotic DNA replication termination; site-specific DNA replication termination at RTS1 barrier. The record is from RefSeq and is a predicted model, not a curated record. Gene Ontology annotation, cellular component: nucleus. The transcript has 3 exons. The coding region runs from base 129 to 1019 and encodes 296 amino acids.
UGACGUUUUCAAUCUUUUUGUUUUGUUUGGAUGUCGCAAAACAGUAAAAACUGCGUACAUCUCACUUGAAAUUCGCAUUAUUUUAAAGUUUUUCUGCCGAUCAAACGUAAGUUUUUUCGUUAAAUACCAUGGGAUGUGAUGGAGGAACCAUUCCCCGGCGGGACGAGUUAGUUCGUUUGAAGAAAAAACCGGAACAGAAAGACAAAGAUGCGGAGAGGCAAUUCCGGUGGAAGCACUGUAACCUGACCCAGGAACGUCUGCGGCAGCCGAUCGUAAUGUGCGGUUUGGGAAGACUGUACUCCAAGCAGAACGUCAUCGAGCACCUACUGGAAGGCAAAAUGCCCGACUCCUGUGCUCACAUCAAAUCCCUCAAGGACAUCAAGGAUCUGAACCUGACGGCCAAUCCGGCCUACGAGGAAGCGCAGGACGACAAGAAUGCGCAGUAUAUUUGCGCCCUGAUCGGGCUGGAAAUGAGCGGGCAGUUCCGCUUCGUUGCCCUCUGGAAGUGCGGCUGUGUUUUCUCGGAACGUGCAUUAAAGGAAGUCAAGGACAAGAAUUGUUCGGUUUGUCUCACCCCAUUCUCGGAGGAAGACGUUGUAAUUCUGAACGGUACAGAAGAGGACAUGGAUCUGAUGCGGACUCGCAUGGAAGCUAGAGUAGCGCGAUUGAAGGCCGAAAAGAAAGCAAAGGCAGACAAAAAAGCCAAAUCGAAAGAAGCUACCACUACCGCUACAGUUACAAGUAGCAGCGAGAAAGAUGCCGUGGAAGCUGGACCCUCGAAACCAGUAACGGGAGGAAAGCCGGGAAGUGCAUCACUCAAACCAAUCAUUCCCAAUAAAAGGGCCCUCAUCAGUGACAAGAUUGGAGACGAUCCGACGUUUAAAAAGUCGAAACAGGAUUACAGCGUGGCAAAGGAUCCCAAAGCUACCGCAGUCUACAAGUCCCUGUUCACUAGUCACGACAGUGAGAAGGACCAGAAAAGGGCGCACUGGGUUACUUAUAAUCCUUUUUAUAAUUGAAUACAUAAUUGACACAUUAUUGGAUUUGAAACUUAAUAAUUUUUAGUAAUGGUUAUUAUGUACCUACCUCUUUGCGAAAUCACAUUUCUGAAAAAUAUAUUUUUUUCACAUCUUAUGAUUAGGGCACAUAAUAAUGUAAGGGAUUUACACUUAUUUUAACAUUGGUUCAGAAAUAAAGAAUGAUACAAAAAUUA